Parasteatoda tepidariorum (common house spider) is the source of this 369-nucleotide messenger RNA. Lineage: Eukaryota; Metazoa; Arthropoda; Arachnida; Araneae; Theridiidae. The record is from RefSeq and is a predicted model, not a curated record.
AUGCGUAUUCAUUUACAACAAGAUGAAUCUUCUGAACGAUUUGCAAAACAAUUGCUAGAUAUUGGGAAUGGAAUGCCACCGCAUAUUUUAUCUUUGAAAAUUGGUUCAUCAUUGGUGAUUGAAAUCAUCCUUCUACGAAAUAUAAAUCCACCGCGACUAUGCAAUGGGACUAGGCUAUCAGUAAAAAAAUUAAUGAAUAACAUAAUUGAGGCAACCAUUUUAAAUGGAAAACACCAAGGAGAACAUGAACUAAUACCACGCAUUCCCAUGAUACCAACAGAUACUAUAUUUGAAUUCAAACGUCUACAGUUUCCUGUACGACUAGCCUUAGCAAUGACCAUUAACGAAGCACAGGGACAAUCAUUGCAA